ACAAAGAGUAAAACAUCUUUAUUUUACUACUGCAAACCAAAGUCGACGACAGAACCGUCUGCACUGUCAUACUCCGCGGCCCCAUCCAUAAAAUACACCGGGAAUCUGGCCCUGGUACUCCGGCGUGCAGCGGAGUCUGGGAGGGGCAUCAGUCCGUCGUCCGUCCGGGCAAUGGCGGAUGGGGAUGCCACCGUGUUUGUGGAGUGGGGCAGCGGUGAUAGGUGCUUAGCAAAAUAACAUCCCACUUCUGCAUUUACAUUUUCUCUGUUAAGCUUGGUAUUCAGCUCUCGCCAUGGAUCCAGAGAAAACGUUGACAUUCUGCUUCGGGCUGAAGGCUGAGGAGAUGACCAUGUCCCUGCAGGGGCUGGAUGGGACUGAAACUGCUACGGUGGCUGUUUCUCAGGAGACGACUGACCUGCGCACGGUUAAUGAGGUGGUGAAGCAUCACGGGGGUUCUGGUAGCCAGCCUGUUGUCAGUCCCAACUGUCCUGGUGUAAACGACAAUCCAGGUUACCUUUGUGAAACGGGGCACUGCUGCGGAGAGACAGGCUGCUGUACCUACUAUUAUGAACUCUGGUGGUUCUGGCUGCUGUGGACAAUGCUGAUCCUCUUCAGCUGUUUCUGUGCUUACCGCCACCGCCGGGCCAAGCUCAGAAUCCAACAGCAGCAGAGACAGAGGGAGAUCAAUCUGAUCGCCUAUAACGGAGCCUGCAACUACCCUUCCUCGAUGCUGGACCUCAGUUUUCUGGCUUCCUUCAAGUUGCCCUCCUACGAGGAGGUGGCGGCGCAGCCCAGCACCCCUCCUCCGCCUUACAGCUCCGUCUUCGCCCUGCAGGGAGGUGCCAUGGGGGGUCCUAGCUCCUCUUACCCCCAUCAUCACCACCACCGUCACCCCUGCCCUCCCUAUCUGGGCCCCGGUCCCAGUGGCCUGACUUCCUCCCAGAGCUCUGACAACUACACUAGCUGCUCCUGCGAGUCGUGCUCCCUCACCUCCCCCUCCAGCACCUCCUUCUCUGUCCAGGUGACAGACGAGACACAUGACAGCAGCCACAUCUCCACACCCAGUGAAGCAGGGGGCGACUGUGCUGUCAUGCCAAGGGUUGCGGCCAACUUCACACCAACUUCUUCCCUGACACCUCCGUUACAAGUUCCCCCUGAUGUCAUACCCGCGGCCACUCCAGAUGUCAUACCCGUACAAAGACAGUCCUCUAAUGGCGGUGAAGGAGUCUCGCCUUCAGCUCCACCUCUCUCUCUUCCUUUACACUCUCGUCCUUCACGCCCUUCUCGCCUCCCGCUUUCUCCCCUCAUUCUGCUACAUUCCCUCCCUCCUGGUCAAAUCCAUCCUCUCGUCUUCUCAGACCCACUUGGAGCUGUGGCCGUUCAGAGGGAGAAAGCAGAAGAGGCCCGGCCUUAUGGUCCAACCCACAGGCCCACUCUGUAUCCCCCUAAACAGGCUCUCUUCUCCUCAAACGUGGCAGUUUCCACACAUUGCAACAACAAAGAGCAGCAAAAACGAGAAAAAGAAGAGGAGGAAGAGGAAGAUGAGGAGGAGGAUCAUUUCCGGCAUCGACGGCUAACAGGUGACUCGGGCAUUGAGGUAUGUCGUUGCCACGUGAAGAGAGAGGAACAAGAGGAAGAAGAACUACAGAAGGGGCAUUCUGGGAAAGGAAGAAAAGAGGCUGUGAAGGAAGAGGAGAGGGAAGAUAUGCUGCAUGACAGCGUGGACUGUUCCCUCCGAGGGAAGGCUGCUGUUCAGUCACCACUCCUGGACGUCUGCGUUGAACAGCGCGGCCACGCCUCUUCAUCCUCCAGUAUCAUCCAGAAGCCAGGCGAGGCCAUCUUCACUGUUGAGUCCUCGUAAGCUGACAGCCUGUGAGAUGUAGUCAAACAAGUGGGAAAAGUGAGAUGUUAAUGCUUGAUAGCAUCUUCAUAGAUCAAGACUAGUAGGUGAAAAGUGAAAUCACUGAAGAAAAGUCUUGCAGGUCUUACUAUGGUUGGGGGCAGGAUGAGUAAUGUAUCCUCUUGUUUUCUCUGUAGAGAAGCCGACACCUGAAAGUCCUAUUUUGUAGGUAAUUUAUUUAUAGUUUGGGGGACAGCAUAUCUUCUCCUCUAAAGUGAUGAAAAUGCUAAUGAAUUGCUCUUUCGUUGUAUCCAUUUUCACACAUGCUAUCCAAAUCCAUUUUUACCAGUGGAUAGGUGUAAACAUGUCCCUCUAUCGUUUACUUUUCAUCUCUCUUUUCUCUACAUGACGCAAAAUUGCUAAAAAAAAAAGAAGCAUUUUAGCUCCUUGAAACAAAAAACUCAAAUAGUCAGUGGUUCCCAACAUGUGACAACAAAUAAAUCAGAGGGGUCAUGAUGAUUAACAGUAUGAGAAAGAAGAAACAUAGUUCUGCUAAAGAAAAUGAUAUGCUAAUGUUUCUCUACUGUUUCUUUUUUUUUGUGAAAUAGAUUUUUGUGGAUAGUUUUACCUCUCUGAACAUUUGAAAAAGUAUUGAAAUGAAGCAAUCUGAGAUGCGAAAAUCAAUCUUUAGUGGACCAGGUCUGCGUGUGUGUGUGUGUGUGUGCGCGUGUGUGAUGGGGUCACAGAAAUAUAUUUUCACAACAAAGAGGUUGGGAACCGCUGUCUGAUUAACCAUGUUACUAAAAUCAUCCCAGCAGCAGUGAACAAGACAAGUUUAUCAUUGACUGACAUCUUUUUGAAUUGAAAACAAUUAUAAUCUCGGAGUGUAUAUGAAGAAAAAACGCUAAACAAUUCAUUUUCAAAAGAGCAGCUCUAACUAAUUGUGUCUGGAUUCUAAUCUUUUGAAGAGGUUCAUAACUACUGGACAUAUGGUUCGAGGUCACAGGACUAACCUUUGACUUUUUUUUUUUUUUUUUUUU
Messenger RNA from Perca flavescens (yellow perch), 2880 nucleotides. Its product is annotated as proline-, glutamic acid- and leucine-rich protein 1. Lineage: Eukaryota; Metazoa; Chordata; Actinopteri; Perciformes; Percidae. The transcript has 6 exons. Bases 293 to 1861 code for a protein of 522 amino acids. The record is from RefSeq and is a predicted model, not a curated record.